GAGGCCGCGCCCCGCCCCCCCGCUCACGAAGCUUCGUCACUUCCGGCGUGUGCGUGUGGCGUCCGCCGGCCGUGGGAUGGCGGCUCUGAGGAGUUGGCUGUCGCGGAGCGUCUCCUCCUUCUUCAGAUACAGACGCAGUGUCCCUGUCGAGGCCAGCUUCAGGAGGCGCUGUUUCUCGGAGUUGGUAAGACCAUGGCACAAGACGGUGGCCGUGGGAGUCGGUGUGACCCUGUGUGCGGUUCCCAUCGCGCAGAAAUCAGAGCCUCAUGCUCUCAGUAACGACGCACUAAUGAGGAGGGCUGUGUCUCUGGUAACAGAUAGCACCUCCACCUUUCUCUCUCAGACCACGUAUGCGUUGAUUGAAGCCAUCACAGAGUAUACUAAGGCUGUUUAUACCUUAGUUUCUCUGUACCGACAAUAUACAAGUUUACUCGGGAAAAUGAAUUCACAGGAGGAAGAUGAAGUGUGGCAGGUGAUCAUAGGAGCCAGAGUUGAGAUGACUUCAAAACAGCAAGAGUACCUGAGGUUGGAGAGUACCUGGAUGACUGCAGUUAGUCUUUCAGAGAUGGCGGCGGAAGCGGCAUACCACACCGGAGCAGAUCAGGCCUCUAUAACGGCCAGGAAUCACAUUCAGCUGGUGAAGUCGCAGGUGCAGGAAGUGCGCCAGCUCUCCCAGAAAGCAGAAACCAAGUUGGCAGAAGCACAGACAGAAGAACUCCGUCAGAAAACACAGGAGGCGGAUGACAGGGCUGAGCCGGAACAGGAGGCCUACCUGCGUGAGGAUUGAGGGCCUGAGCCGCUGCCCACGUCUGCCCACUCAGCCUGGGGUCGGCACGGCUUUCUCUGCAGAGAGGAGGCGCAGGUCCUGCCUUGGCCCAUCAGGCCAGAGGCAUUUUGUGAGCUGUGAGUGCCUGACCCCCUGAACCCUGGUCUCAAUCUUGUACUGGACCUGGUUCUUAGUCCGGGGCACUGCAACCUGUUUACCGUUGCACCCCACUCAGCACAGCUGCCCUCUCACCCACCCACCGAUUGUUUUACUUCCUGCCCAGAGCAUCUCACCAACCUGGCCAGAGUCCUUUUCUGUCAUGCCCACAAGUUCAGUAGCUGUUUUAACCUCAUUUCCAAACUUAUUCAAAUAGGAGUUAUUAGUAUUUGCUCCCUCCAUAGGGAUGUGAGUUUUGGGGGCGAGAGGAGCCUGUUCUCUUUGUAAGAUUUCUUUUUAAGUGUUUCUAAUGCCUUCUCUGACCUGGCCCCCUGGCCCUGCAAGGACAGCCCAGGCCAAGCAGCCAAAAGUCCAUUCAUUAUUCUUAAGGGACUGAAUGCAGAGUGUUUACCUGGUACUUUCAACAGGACUUACUCCAACACCUGCUUCCUGUGUCCUCCUUUCCUUCGAGUUUCUCUAUUGUAUCUGAAGGAGAAUAAUUUUUUUUGCAUUUAAAAAUGAAAAUGUGUGUGUUU
This is a messenger RNA of Myotis myotis, 1458 nucleotides long. RefSeq names its product diablo IAP-binding mitochondrial protein (gene DIABLO). Lineage: Eukaryota; Metazoa; Chordata; Mammalia; Chiroptera; Vespertilionidae. Gene Ontology annotation, cellular component: mitochondrion. Gene Ontology annotation, biological process: intrinsic apoptotic signaling pathway in response to oxidative stress; neuron apoptotic process. The record is from RefSeq and is a predicted model, not a curated record. The transcript has 6 exons. Bases 77 to 787 code for a protein of 236 amino acids.